AUGAUUCCUGAGGGUCUUGAUAAAAGGCCCUUCAAGGACAUCGUUGGUAUGAUUGUGGAGCACAAGUUCAACUAUGUGUGUCUUACCUAUGCAAUUUACAUGUGGACACGCUAUGUCCACGACAAUGUCAAUGUCACACUUACCUCUUUGGAUGUGCUAGGUGUGGUCCAAGGCAUUGCCAAGAGCAACCCUUCUGUGUUAUCCAUGACACAUGUUCAGGUCUUUGAUUCUGUUGUUCGUAAACUUGAGAUUUAG
Molecule: messenger RNA, 255 nt
Organism: Sphenostylis stenocarpa
Lineage: Eukaryota; Viridiplantae; Streptophyta; Magnoliopsida; Fabales; Fabaceae
Source: the annotation of a GenBank genome assembly